CUUUGAAUAACUUGUGCUUGCAAGCAAUCUUAAUGAGUAAGCAAUUAUUGACUAUCCAUAUAUAAAUACAAAACCCACUGUCUCUACCAAAAAAAUAAUAAUAGAAAACCCAGUGAUCCACACCCACACCACCAGAACCGUUUCCGAAGCUUGAAAAUGAUGAGACUCCAAUCUCUCGUUUUUCUCCUCUUUCUUCUAACAACCGCCUCCUCGGCUGCGAGAUCUGUUCCCGGCGGUUGGAGUCCCAUCGAUAACAUCAACGAUCCUCACAUUACCGAAAUCGCCAAUUACGCCGUCACAGAGUACGACAAACGAAGUGGUGCGAAGCUGAAGUUUGAGAAAGUCAUCAAAGGUGAAUCACAGGUUGUUGCAGGAACUAACUACCAUCUCACUCUUUCCGCUGCCGACGGUUCUGAUUCUAACAAUUAUGAAGCAUUUGUGUAUGAGAGGGUAUGGCAGCAUUUCAGGAAUCUCACUUCCUUUGAACCUGUACAUGCUUGAAUCGUUAAUUAUGAUGUUAUAACAUCAUUUCCUUGUAUGAAUUUUUAUUUAUUUAUACCAAUAAAACUUUAUAUUAUAUUUUCUAAA
This is a messenger RNA of Trifolium pratense (red clover), 588 nucleotides long. RefSeq names its product cysteine proteinase inhibitor 5-like. Lineage: Eukaryota; Viridiplantae; Streptophyta; Magnoliopsida; Fabales; Fabaceae. Bases 157 to 501 code for a protein of 114 amino acids. The record is from RefSeq and is a predicted model, not a curated record. Gene Ontology annotation, molecular function: cysteine-type endopeptidase inhibitor activity. The transcript has a single exon.